Messenger RNA from Papaver somniferum (opium poppy), 257 nucleotides. RefSeq names its product anaphase-promoting complex subunit 11. Gene Ontology annotation, biological process: anaphase-promoting complex-dependent catabolic process; positive regulation of mitotic metaphase/anaphase transition; protein ubiquitination. The record is from RefSeq and is a predicted model, not a curated record. The transcript has a single exon. Bases 6 to 257 code for a protein of 83 amino acids. Gene Ontology annotation, cellular component: nucleus; anaphase-promoting complex. Lineage: Eukaryota; Viridiplantae; Streptophyta; Magnoliopsida; Ranunculales; Papaveraceae. Gene Ontology annotation, molecular function: ubiquitin protein ligase activity; cullin family protein binding; zinc ion binding.
UAAUUAUGAAGGUUAAAAUAUUACAGUGGCAUGGUGUAGCUUCCUGGACAUGGGAUGCACAAGAUGAGACAUGUGGUAUAUGUAGGAUGCCCUUCGAUGGCUGUUGCUCUGAUUGUGAACGCCCUGGAGAUGACUGCCCUCUAAUUUGGGGUGCAUGCGACCACGCAUUUCAUCUCCAUUGCAUCUUAAAAUGGGUCAACUCACAAACAUCUCAAGCAAAUUGCCCUAUCUGCCGCAGGGAGUGGCAAUUCAAAUAG